AUGGCAAAUUCAAGCUCUGAUAGAAAAAAAGAAGAAGAUUUAUACAAUUCAUGGAUAAACAAUCAACAAGAAGAACUAAAAGAGCUACAAAAUGCCAUCGUUGCUCGAAAAAAUGAGCUAAACGACGACGAAUUGAAUGAGUUGCUAAGGAAAAUGGUGAACAACUUCCAAGAAUACGCGAACGGCCGUAGUCGACUGGCGAGAAUCGACGUAUCGCCGUUUUUCGCCCCCACUUGGUGCACCCCUUUGGAAAAUUCGGUCUUGUGGAUAGGCGGGUGUAGGCCGUCUUCGUUUAUACGGCUGAUUUAUGCGCUAAGCGGAAUCGAAAUCGAGUCUCAUAUCGCGGGAUAUCUACAGGGUAUGAAAAUUGGAGACUUUGGUCAGCUUUCUGGUAAGCAAAUUACCAUGAUUGAUAAGUUACAAAGACAGAUUAUUUUAGAAGAGAGAAGAUUUUCUUCAAGGUUAGCUAGCUUGCAAGAAGAUGUUGUUGAUCAACCGUUUGCUAUGGCGGCCAGAAUUUACGAUACUGAACGAGGUGAGAAUGAAAUCGAGCCCUUAAAUAAACAUGGUGAGGACAUGUCAAAUUUACUAGAAGAAGUUGAUGAGUUGAGGAUGAAGACACUAAAGGAGAUAUUGGGCAUAUUGACACCAAUUCAAGGUGUGGAAUACUUAGCAGCAGCAAAGAGAAUAAGGCUAUGUUUGCAACAAUGGGGAAAGAAGAGGGAACAAGAACAUAUUUGUAAUUAA
Molecule: messenger RNA, 747 nt
Organism: Solanum verrucosum
Lineage: Eukaryota; Viridiplantae; Streptophyta; Magnoliopsida; Solanales; Solanaceae
Product: protein DOG1-like 3
Exons: 3
Coding region: 1-747 (248 amino acids)
Biological process (GO): DNA-templated transcription
Molecular function (GO): sequence-specific DNA binding
Source: RefSeq, a predicted model, not a curated record